Molecule: messenger RNA, 1056 nt
Organism: Dermacentor andersoni
Lineage: Eukaryota; Metazoa; Arthropoda; Arachnida; Ixodida; Ixodidae
Source: RefSeq, a predicted model, not a curated record
AGCAGCAGCAGCAGCAGCAGCAGCAGCAGCAGCAGCAGCAGCAGCAGCAGCAGCAGCAGCAGCAGCAGCAGCAGCAGCAGCAGCAGCAGCAGCAGCAGCAGCAGCAGCAGCAGCAGCAGCAGCAGCAGCAGCAGCAGCAGCAGCAGCAGCAGCAGCAGCAGCAGCAGCAGCAGCAGCAGCAGCAGCAGCAGCAGCAGCAGCAGCAGCAGCAGCAGCAGCAGCAGCAGCAGCAGCAGCAGCAGCAGCAGCAGCAGCAGCAGCAGCAGCAGCAGCAGCAGCAGCAGCAGCAGCAGCAGCAGCAGCAGCAGCAGCAGCAGCAGCAGCAGCAGCAGCAGCAGCAGCAGCAGCAGCAGCAGCAGCAGCAGCAGCAGCAGCAGCAGCAGCAGCAGCAGCAGCAGCAGCAGCAGCAGCAGCAGCAGCAGCAGCAGCAGCAGCAGCAGCAGCAGCAGCAGCAGCAGCAGCAGCAGCAGCAGCAGCAGCAGCAGCAGCAGCAGCAGCAGCAGCAGCAGCAGCAGCAGCAGCAGCAGCAGCAGCAGCAGCAGCAGCAGCAGCAGCAGCAGCAGCAGCAGCAGCAGCAGCAGCAGCAGCAGCAGCAGCAGCAGCAGCAGCAGCAGCAGCAGCAGCAGCAGCAGCAGCAGCAGCAGCAGCAGCAGCAGCAGCAGCAGCAGCAGCAGCAGCAGCAGCAGCAGCAGCAGCAGCAGCAGCAGCAGCAGCAGCAGCAGCAGCAGCAGCAGCAGCAGCAGCAGCAGCAGCAGCAGCAGCAGCAGCAGCAGCAGCAGCAGCAGCAGCAGCAGCAGCAGCAGCAGCAGCAGCAGCAGCAGCAGCAGCAGCAGCAGCAGCAGCAGCAGCAGCAGCAGCAGCAGCAGCAGCAGCAGCACAGCAGCAGCAGCAGCAGCAGCAGCAGCAGCAGCAGCAGCAGCAGCAGCAGCAGCAGAAGGAUUGUUUCGCUUCUAUGAGAUGCAGCAGGCGGCUGUCCAUCUUCUCAACGGUGCCCUGCGUGCGACGGAAGACGGCACUCUUCCUCCCCGCUUUCCUCAGUUGCGCGAGCGAGGCUGA